Molecule: messenger RNA, 1700 nt
Organism: Capsella rubella
Lineage: Eukaryota; Viridiplantae; Streptophyta; Magnoliopsida; Brassicales; Brassicaceae
Exons: 5
Coding region: 507-1598 (363 amino acids)
Molecular function (GO): zinc ion binding
Source: RefSeq, a predicted model, not a curated record
AGAAAAGAGUGGAAAAAGAAGAAAGAACAAAAAAAAAAAAAGGAAAAAACAAAAAUCUGAAACGGAAGCUCCCCUCUACAGACAAGGAUGAGAUUUUUCUCUUCCUUUGAUAAAUCCCAAUACCUAAUUCCCAAUUUCCCUUACUUUUAGGCCGCCGAGAUCGAUAGAGAGAUACGCAUUUGGGUUUCUUUCUAUUUUGUGUAUCAUCAUUCCAUCUCUCUACCCAGAUUCUCCGGAGACAUCUUUUCUUUGUGCUGUCUUGAAAUGCUUUUUUAGUAGUGCUUCUUCUCAUGAUCUGAUAGCUGCAGGAGCUUUGGGUCUUGUCGUAUAGAGAUGCUGUGAAGGUCUUUUUUUAGAUGGGAAAAACUUGUUCCUUUAGUUGUCGAAAGGAUGUCUGUGGAGUAGAAUUGUUUACAAGGAGGUGGCUAUAAAGGAACUUGGUCUUGGAGAGAUGGUUUUAGUUGUGCUGUAAAGAGGUAUCAAGUUUUUGGUUGCUUUUGGAUUUGAUGGGUAAAGAGAAUCAGUUGGAGACCACCGAUUGUGGAGUCAGUGAUCACGGUUCUCCACCUAUCAAGAACGAAGAACAUGAGGCACCACGUUACAGUUCAGACAAAGACACUGGUUUACCAACUUGCCGUGUAUGCCAAUGUGCAGAAUCUGAUAGAAGGGGAGAUGCCGCUUUAGGGUUUUUGGGUAUUACUCCUCCAGUUUCAGAUCCUCGUAAAAGCAAUGCGGGUGAAGAAACCGUUGAUCAGAAAAGCUCGGUUGUCAAAUCUAGUGGAUUCAUUGAACUGGUAAGUCCCGAUGGAGAAGUUUUUGUUUGCUCAAACGACGAUAUAGAAAUGGGUGCUUGGCAGCAUCGAGAUAAGUUGCUAGAACUUGGAUGUUCUUGCAAAAACGAUCUCGCUUUGGUACACUAUGCUUGUGCAUUAAAAUGGUUCGUCAACCACGGAUCAACUGUUUGUGAGAUAUGUGGAAAAACCGCUGAGAAUAUAAGAACAGUUGAUUUCAACAAAGUGGUUAUCUCUUUGAAAGAUUACGCAGCACUUAGGGAAAGAACAGCAGAUGGAGAUCCGAAUCCUUUGGCGGUUAACAACAACAUGAGUUCUUCAGGGAUUGACCCUGAUGCAGUUGCAGCCAUUCGAAGGCAACGGCUUAGUGAGAUUUCGUUAUGGUUUGGCCCGCAUUAUUCAAACAACAACAACAAUAGUAGUAAUUCCGCUUCUGCAGGGGCGGCCUCUUCUCAGCUUACAUCUGAACAACCUUUGGGUACAGUAAACUUUGAUAUCUUGCCUAUGGAAAGCCGUGCAACUAAAUGGGCGGUUGAAGGUACCGGGAUACUACUCGCUACAGGAUUACUCACAGUUACUUUGGCUUGGCUCAUUGCUCCUCGUGUUGGAAAGAGAACUGCAAAGAGCGGGCUGCACAUACUUCUCGGUGGUCUCUGUGCUUUAACAGUAGUCAUCUUCUUCAGAUUCGUUGUGCUGACAAGAAUCAGGUACGGACCAGCACGUUACUGGGCAAUCUUGUUCGUGUUCUGGUUUCUUGUGUUUGGCAUUUGGGCUUCACGUUCACACGCUUCUCACUCCUCCACAUGAUAAACUCUCUUUGUCAUCCUUAUCCUCGUGUUACUUACUACUCUUUUUUGGUCUCUGUCAAUAUCAUUUACGUUAUUCUCUUUCAAGACGCAAAAUGUACAA